This is a messenger RNA of Knipowitschia caucasica, 405 nucleotides long. The record is from the annotation of a GenBank genome assembly. Lineage: Eukaryota; Metazoa; Chordata; Actinopteri; Gobiiformes; Gobiidae.
AUGCCUACAGCUGUCAUGAUGGAGGAAAACUACGACAAACUCCUGGAACAAUGUGAAUCCCAGGAGCUGGAGGCGCCAGGGGGCAUCGCAACACCUCAAGUUUACGCUCAGCUGCUGGCACUAUAUUUACUGCACAAUGACAUGAAUAACGCAAGGUACCUAUGGAAAAGGAUUCCUCAAGCAAUAAAAUCAGCGAACCCCGAGCUGGCGGCCAUUUGGGCGGUGGGCCAGCACAUUUGGCAGAGAGACUUCCCGGGGAUUUACACAGCCAUCGCAGCACAUCAAUGGUCAGAGAAUAUCCUCCCAGUGAUGGAGGCGCUACGAGGAAGGGGCUUCUGUGAACAGAGGCUGAGGCUGGAGGAAUGUGUGCCCCGGCCUGCCACAGAUCAGGUGUCACAGCUGUGA